Messenger RNA from Striga asiatica, 360 nucleotides. The record is from the annotation of a GenBank genome assembly. NCBI's taxonomy places the organism in Eukaryota, Viridiplantae, Streptophyta, Magnoliopsida, Lamiales, Orobanchaceae.
AUGCACAGUUAUUUUGGGAAAAGAGCUCGUCCCCAAUCGAUAGCUUGCAUGUGCGAGGACAAGUUUGAGAACUCCACAGGAAAAUUUACAGUAGCAGCUUCAUACCACAAGCUAAGUGCAGAGAGAUUAAGGAAGAUGGAUAUUGCAAGCUCUAGCAAUAAUCCCAGUAGACUGAAACUUGCAAGAAGAAGAACCUGGGGCUUUAAGAUCAAAAGAAAAAUCCGGCACUUUAUUUGGAAAGGGCUCAACAAUAUCUUAUCUGUCCUGGUUAACCUUUAUGCUAGAGGAUCCAACUUGGAACAAAGGUGUCAGUUCUAUGGUGAGAUGGAAGAAACUCAGGAAACUUGUUUUUUCUCUUGA